Molecule: messenger RNA, 1035 nt
Organism: Habropoda laboriosa
Lineage: Eukaryota; Metazoa; Arthropoda; Insecta; Hymenoptera; Apidae
Product: palmitoyltransferase ZDHHC3
Exons: 6
Coding region: 1-864 (287 amino acids)
Biological process (GO): peptidyl-L-cysteine S-palmitoylation; protein targeting to membrane
Cellular component (GO): Golgi apparatus; endoplasmic reticulum
Molecular function (GO): protein-cysteine S-palmitoyltransferase activity
Source: RefSeq, a predicted model, not a curated record
AUGGACUAUGAUUAUAUGUCUUUUCAUAGAGAAAAGGAUGUUCACAAUAAAUGUUAUGGUGGAAGAUUAUGGUGUAUUAAGGACAUAUGUGGAAUUAUAUGUGCACUUUUAACAUGGUUGUUAAUAAUUUAUGCAGAGUUUGUAGUAAUGGCAGUUAUUCUUAUUCCUACAAUAAAUACUUUAUAUUCCAGUUUAAAUACUGCAAUAUUUCAGUCAUUAACUUUCUUAGCUUUUGUUUCUCAUUUAAGGACAAUGUUUACAGAUCCAGGUGCUGUUCCAAAAGGAAAUGCUACAAAAGAAAUGAUAGUACAAAUGGGAUUUAGGGAUGGUCAAGUAAUUUUUAAGUGUCCAAAAUGUUGCUCUAUUAAACCAGAUAGAGCACAUCAUUGUUCUGUUUGCCAAAGAUGUAUUAGAAAAAUGGAUCACCACUGUCCAUGGGUUAAUAAUUGUGUUGGAGAAAAUAAUCAAAAGUAUUUUGUACUUUUUACUUUCUACAUUGCUGGAAUGUCGUUGCAAUCUUUAUUCUUAUGUAUACAACAAUUUACUACAUGUGUAAGACAAGAGUGGAAAGAAUGUUCUACAUUCAGUCCACCUGCAACAGUGGUACUAUUGCUCUUUCUGGCUUUCGAAGCCCUUUUAUUUGCCAUUUUUACGGCCGUAAUGCUGGGAACGCAAUUACAAGCGAUUUGGAACGAUGAGACUGGUAUAGAACAACUUAAAAAAGAGGAGGCCAGAUGGGUUCGUAAUAGUAGAUGGAAAUCUAUUCAAGCUGUAUUUGGAAGGUUUUCAAUUGCUUGGUUUUCGCCCUUCACUUCGCCGCCAAAGGGAAAAACAAAACUAGAUUCUUAUCUAUACUCUGUGUAAUAUGUUACUACGGUAUGUGGCUGCAUCCCAGGGAUAUUUAAUAUUUGUAAAUAUAAACUCAUUGUGACGUAUCAUGAAUUCAUGUACAAGUGAAUAGAAUGUUUGUAAUUUUAUACUGUUACCUAACGUUCUUAUUUUAUUGCGACCAUUUUUGAAAGGUACUUAAACAAA